UACUGCAAACAGGAGUUGGUACUCCAUUGUUUAAUAUGCUGGUGUGCUUGGGAGUUUGUUUCUCACUCCUGAACGAUUAUUAGCUACGGUGGGCUGCCAUUAUGGUGUUGUGGUCCUAGGGUUUAGGGUAGAGUAAUGGCAGGUAUAUGGUUAAAGGCCUGGACACUGCAUCUUUUACUGGCACUUGGUGCUUCAGAGCCACCACUAGUACCUCAAGAGAAAUUGUAUGACUUCAGAAGGAACCUCUUGGGUUUGGAUAAAUGCAAUGCCUGCAUCGGAACUUCCAUUUGCAAGAAGUUUUUCAAGGAUGAAAUAAGGUUUGAAAGAUGGCUGACAGUGCAGCCUAGUCUAUAUACAGCAGAUGAACAGUCCUACGAGGCAAACUACACGGACAGCACGGCGGGCUGGAGGACGGUGGUGGUGUCUCACUUAAUGUCUUCUCACCUGCACCAGAGAUCAGACAAUAGCAUUUGCAGCUCAGCAGGCAAAGGGAAAUCCUGUAGCAUUGAAGCCGUCCUCAGGGCCACUCCACGCUUCCAACGUUGGGUUCAUUCCAACCUGCUGCUUCCCAGCAUGGUGCAGGGUCUGGCCACCCCAAUGCUGCGCUGUCCAUCACAAAGGCUGCUGGACCGCAUUGUACGACGCUACUUUGAAGUGAUUGAUGUGGGCAGUGUGCAGAUGAAGCACUUCACUGAAAAGGACAAACUUAGACUUCUUUAUACCCUGGCUGUCAAUCAACAGGCCCUCAUCCUACAGAUGUUUCCAGGCACGGAGGGCUGGCCCUUCCUGCGCUAUCAUGGCUCCUGUGGAAGGGUGAUGGUGUGGGCAGGGAGCACACCCAUAAGGAGCCUGUUCUCCUCUCUAAUGGAACUGCGAGCUGACGUAGCAUACCAGCUUCUUCAAAUCACCCAAAGUCUGAGCUCCAACAGCCUUCAGUUUAACCUCUUCUAUACCAAUGUCACAGAGGACAUGUUUGGGACUUUGGAAGACGGCAGGGUCUUCAUAGUUGACACGGGCACCAUAGGGAUCAUCGACUUAAAGGAAGGAUAUCCUCCCGAUGAAGACUUGCAAACCAAGCAUAUUGACGUCUUCUCCUGUCUAACUGGAUCUUGUAAGCAAAGUCCACCAUGCGGGGCUGUCCGAGCAGCACAGAGUUUUAUCCUGCUUUGUAGACAUGUCCUCCACAACCUGCUUGGUCCUAAUGACGUACGGUCUCGUCAGCUUCCCAGAGCAGCACUCGAUGAGCUCACAAUCUGCUCGGACCAAUCUCAGUCUGACCGGAGAAUAAUGGAUGCCGUCCAAGCCCUGAAAAACAUUUUACAGUCCCUAAGACCAUGCAGUCCUCUCUAUGGAUACAGGUACCCUGAAUGCCUCUAUAAUGACAAAUUCUAGACCAAUACAACUGAUGACUUAAAAAGCUUUUAAGAAAAAAUGAUAACUACAGUUUCAGAAGCAGCAGCAUGGAGCAUGGUCAUGGGCAUUUAAAAGUGCACUGUGGGACUUUUAAAAGGAUCUUUUGACAGAAAUGCAAUACAACUAAAUUAUCAGUGGUGUAUACAUUUACACUGUAUUGUUUUUAUUACCUUACAAUAAGCCGUUUUAUCUACAUACACCACGGGUCCCCUUACAUGGACGUCGUCGUCAUGUUUCUACAGAAGCCCCAAACUGGUAAACUGCUCUAGAGAGCGCGUUUCACCCCUGCGUUGUCUCGGACGACAUCAUUUGUCCUGCGACAGGCUGGAAGUUACUGUAGCUUCUCAUUGCAUUACGUAAUCUCACCAAUAGAUGCUGCUAAAACACACUGUACCUUUAAGCACAAAAAAAGAUAAGAUUUUGCUUGCUGUUAAAGUUCUCAAACUUGCUAGUGGGCAAAAAUGGGUUCUACAGCUUUGUCAAUACAUACGCAAUGAAUGGCAUAUAGCUUAGUAGUUCAUAUUAACCUAGUACAGACAGUGAAAAUGCUUGCGUUACAUGUAAUGCCGUCUAUUCUGUUUUGUAUUGCAUAAUUCA
Messenger RNA from Paramisgurnus dabryanus, 2010 nucleotides. RefSeq names its product divergent protein kinase domain 2B (gene dipk2b). NCBI's taxonomy places the organism in Eukaryota, Metazoa, Chordata, Actinopteri, Cypriniformes, Cobitidae. The record is from RefSeq and is a predicted model, not a curated record.